Molecule: messenger RNA, 1668 nt
Organism: Hemicordylus capensis (graceful crag lizard)
Lineage: Eukaryota; Metazoa; Chordata; Lepidosauria; Squamata; Cordylidae
Gene: ABO
Product: ABO, alpha 1-3-N-acetylgalactosaminyltransferase and alpha 1-3-galactosyltransferase
Exons: 10
Coding region: 160-1392 (410 amino acids)
Biological process (GO): carbohydrate metabolic process
Cellular component (GO): vesicle; membrane; Golgi apparatus
Molecular function (GO): hexosyltransferase activity
Source: RefSeq, a predicted model, not a curated record
UUUCGUUUGAGGUAGCGGUUGAACAUUUGAAGGCCUGGAUGGAAAAUUUAGGCUCGGGGAAAUCUGUGGCUUUUUGAGGGCUCUGCAGUUAAAGCUUGAAAGGUCUGGAGUAAAAAAAGUUUGUUCUCAGGCAGUAAAGGAACAAGCUGCUACCUUUUCAUGAUAGAUUCAAAAAUGAUGCUAACAAUUAGAAACCUGGCUUCUGCCUGUAAGAAGGAGGAAAACCAGUUCUUCAGAAAUUGGCAAGCAGGAGGGAUCGGAAAUCUUCUUUCCAAGUGGCGUGUUCAUCUCCUCUUUGGGUUAAUCCUCUUGCCCUGUAUCAUCCUGGGAUACGUCUGGCAAGUAUACAAAGGAAGUUGGCUGGACUGGAGGAUCUCAAUGACAUGUGCAGACAGCAGUGGCGGCGACGCUUUAUUGCUCUCAGCGAACAGCAGUGGCGGCGACGCUUUAUUGCUCUCAGCGAACAGGAAUAAGACUAACCCCUUGGAUGACUUAGAGGAAAUAGAGCUUCCCAGAAUGAUCUACACAAAACCCCAGGUCUUUCAGCUACCGAGAAGUGACGUCCUUACAAUGACGCCCUGGUUUGCCCCAAUUGUUUGGGAAGGGACCUACAACCUGGAGAUCUUGAAUGAGCAGUUCAGACAGAGGAAUGUGACCGUUGGCCUGACAGUGUUUGCAAUCAAAAAAUAUGUUGUUUUCCUCCGGAAGUUUAUCGAAACUGCAGAGAUUUACUUCAUGGUUGGGCACAGAGUGAAUUAUUACGUCUUUACAGACAGGCCUCAAGAUGUUCCUAACAUAACUCUCAAAGAAGGGAGGCAGAUAGUUUCUCUCCAAGUCCAGAAUUACCCCCGGUGGCAGGAGAUCUCCAUGAGACGCAUGGAGAUGAUCAAUCACUUUUCCCAAGAGCGGUUUAUCUACGAAGUCGACUACUUGGUGUGUGUCGAUGUGGACAUGCGAUUCAGUGACCAAGUUGGAGUCGAGAUUUUGAGUGAGCUCUUUGGCACCCUCCAUCCGGGCUUCUAUGCUGCUCCACGCAACAGAUUCACCUAUGAGCGGCGGGCUGUUUCGCAGGCUUACAUCCCCUAUGAUGAGGGGGACUUUUACUACGCCGGGGGCUUUUUCGGAGGAACGGUGCCCGAAGUGUACAAACUCACGAAGAAAUGCCACAAAGCCAUCAUGGCGGACAAGGAGAAGAAGCUGGAGGCUAUCUGGCAGGAGGAGAGCCACUUAAACAAAUAUUUCGUAUACCAUAAACCGACAAAAAUCCUUUCCCCAGAAUACUUAUGGGAUAAUAACAUUGGUAGCCCAGCAUUCCUCAAGAAAAAGAGAUUCCUGGCUGUUCCCAAGAACCAUGCCGCUAUCAGAAAUAAAAGGAGCUUGGCCGUGAGAUGAUAGCUAGACUUUUUCUGCAAAAGGUGGAAUUUAAUAAAAUAUUUUAUUUAUAACAAGAGGCGUGUGAUUACCAGAUCUUCGGGCACUUCCACACUGUGACUCUUUACGAUGGCAGAGGCACUGCUUUUCUACAAGAAGCUAAAAGUGGAGUUAAGACCGUGCUUCCACGAUGCACUUAAUAUAUUGCUGUGUUCCUUGCUGAAAAACAAACAGGAAUACUCAGAAAUAAAUCUUAUUCUAUUCAAUGGUACGUACUCUCUAGAGCAGGGGCAGGCC